Molecule: messenger RNA, 7586 nt
Organism: Xyrichtys novacula (pearly razorfish)
Lineage: Eukaryota; Metazoa; Chordata; Actinopteri; Labriformes; Labridae
Source: the annotation of a GenBank genome assembly
CUUCCGCAAUCGUUCACUCGUCCUGAGAAGCUAGGGAAAUGCAGGCUAACACGUGGGAAUAGUGAUUUACCGUGUUUGGCUUUCUCUUCAGGGUGGUUUAGUGCCUUUUCAAAACUGUGCCUUGUCUUUUUGCGACCCUGCAGAAACCGCUGGAGUUGACAGUGAGCUUAUAAACUGUCCGGUGAGUCUUUUCUCAUCUGCCUUAUUAUGGCGGACAACGGAGAUGAUGAUUCUGCCUACAGGAUAAAAGAGGGAGACUACGUUGUCCUGAAAAGAGGCGAUAUCUACAAAGCUGUGCAAAUUCAGCCGAAGAAGUAAGUAUUUGUUUGUAAAAACGAAUUAAACCUCCUAUCUAGCUACAGAAAGCCCUGCAGCAUGUGUCUUCAUAUUAGGAGAGGGAUUAACACCUGAUAUUUCUCAUAUAUACUUACAAAAUUGUCAUUGUAAACAUAUUAAAAAGCAUCAUGCUGUGAUCCUUAGAAAUAUAGAAACCUAUUUCACAGGGUAACUUUACAUGUGCAGACAGGACGCCAUAGUGAGGGCUGUAAAAAUGCCAUGUCAUUAAUGAUGACUAUAUUUCUCCUCAUCCUCACAGGAAGGUGAUUUUUGAGAAGCAGUGGUUCUUCUUGGAUAAUGCUGUGGGAAACCUGUACAGAACCACGUUUGAGAUAGUGUCAGGAGCUCUGAAGCUGCAGAAACCCAAGGACUCAGGGAGCUCUACUGGUUUGUAACCUGCUGUUCAAUACGGACACUAGAGAAACAUGCAUGUUUGAUACCCUCUAUGCCUGUGUGUCAUUUGUGGUGAAUAACUAAUACUUGAAUUCUGCCUGUUUGUGUUCUUCACAGAUGCAAAACAGGGGGGAAUAGACAACAGAAACAUUGUGGAUGAUGGGAAAUCACAGAAACUGACCAGAGAUGAUAUUGAAGGACUAAAAGAGCAAGGAUUGAAGCCACAGGUACGAGUAAUUUUGAAAAAUGUCUACAAUCAAUCAAUCAAACUUUAUUAUUAAAGCACUUUUCAUACACAGAAGUGCUGUCCAUACACGCAGGAUAUUAACACACACACAAAAAACAUCUGUAUGAAUGAUGUAUGAACAUCGGUUUGUGCUAUACAGCACUCUUUUAUCUGAGGCUGCCCUGAACGCAUCACUCCGAUAAGGUGCAAGACUGUCAACAUAAAUAUUUUAUCUCAUGUUUGUUUCCCUUUCAUUUAAAUGUUCAUUUUGCAACAAACACUGCUUAAAUAUAGUUUACAUCUUAAACUGACCUGAAUCAUCCCAAAUUGUUAAGUAUCAAUCCAGUGUCUGUGAGGCUCAGCAGAAGCACAGGACUAUCUAAGGUUGUCUGGAAACUUUGGACAAAUAUAGUGAUCCGAUUCAUGAAUGAACGUGGACCAUCAAACUAUGGGAGAUUCCUGGGAGAAAUGACAAUACAGGAUCUGGGCGGGAGAAAGGUUUGAAAUAUGAAAGAGUCCCGGGAAAAAUGGGAGUGUUGGCAGGAAUGCUUCCCACAUACAUAUUCUCGGCACUUUUUAUGCAUUAAAUUUACUUUAAAAUGUAGUUCUUGACAUUUACAUCAUUAAGCUUGAGUAAUUGCUCAUCCUGCUUUUUUUCAGUAAUUAAUCAUCCUUCUUUUAGAAACUUAAUUUAAGUUUUUGUGCCCCAUUGUAAAAAGUUUUAGAUUUUAAGUUAGAGCCAGUGGGCUCAGAUCCGAGUGCCAUAGGCAGGGUUUGUGCGAACAAAAAUGCUGAGAAUUGCCUCUGAGGCAUUGUUGGUUUUUGUCUCAUCACGAGGACCUUAUCUUUUCAAUGGCUUGAUAAAAUGUUGAAGCAUAACGAGAAAGAGACUUGAGACUGUAUGUGUGUGUGUGUGUGUGUGUGUGCGCCGCAGGAAAUCAUCCAGGAGCUCAUAAAGAACAGCUCUACAUUCGGAGAUAAGACUGAAUAUGCCCAAGACAAGUACAUCAAGAAGAAAAAGAAGAAGUGAGUUACUCAUAAUGUGGCAUGCAAUCUGUUUCAGAAUUAGAAUAACUCAGGGUGAUGUAAUAAGUGAUAUCAUGUGUUCCUAUCUUUUGCGUUUCCAGGUAUGAAAACACUGUGACUAUUCUUAAACCGUCUUGUCGCAUCCUGGCAAUGAUGUACCACGGCCGGGAACCAGGGAAGGUCUGGUGAGUCAGCACGCGGAAUUACAAAACGUGUGAAAUUAGCCGUUCACAGAGCAGAAUGUGAUGGAUGUGUGUGUUUUCAUGCGAUGCAGCCACCUGCGAUACGACACCCUCGCUCAGAUGUUGACUCUGGCGAACAUCCACGCUGGCAGUAAAGUUCUGGUGUUCGAGACGUGUGCUGGCCUUGUGCUAGGAGCUGUCAUGGAAAGAAUGGGAGGUACAUCUGCCAUGUGACAAAGCGUUUUAACCUUUUUCAAUACAUACAAUGUGUUAUCCAUUGGCAAACCUUUUUCUUCUCCCUUUUGUGUGAUUGUGCUCUUUUUUGUUUUACUUUCGAUAAAGGCUACGGCUCAGUGAUCCAGAUGUACCCAGGAGGAGAACCUGUUCGGGCCGGUGUGGAGAACUUUGGCUUUCCCACACAUUUUCAUGAUACGCUGCAUGAUUUUCCCAUCUGUCGUGUCAAUGCUCUGCUGGCAGGAACUCUGGACACCACUGCCAAAGAGCCCACUGCCGGCGGAGGUAGACUGUUUAUUCCAAACAUUCUCCAGGAUGUUUAUAGCCUGAUUUUAUAUAAAACAGAUAAUCUGUUGCUAAAAUACCAAAGGAAGAGAUUUUCCUCAUUUAAAACACCAAACUGCUUGGAUUUAUGUCUUGCCAAUUUAUUUCGACAGCAUUUUUAAACCAGAAAGUGGAUCAUUAAUCACGUCACACAUCCACUUUAUGGCUGUCCUUGAAUAUCAAAUAUCACCUCUAACAUUACAGAUUUAAAGCAGCCCGAUGCAGCUGCAGGGGAGGAGCAGAAGCAGCCUGGGGCAGAGCAGCAGGGCAGUCCAGAGGAGCAGAGCAUGGAGACCAACAGUGCUGCUGAUGGAGUCCAAGACCUGGAGAGAGAAGAGAAAGAGAAACUCAGAGAAGCAAAAGUAUGCCCACUGUAACAUCCUCUUUUUUUGUUUGUUUGUUUUCCUGCCUUUCUCUUUGAAAGUAAAAAGAGCAAACACACCAGAUCAAAUUCUGACCUCUAGAAAAUCUUCAAACUUUAUGUUUUCUUUUGUUUUUUUUUAGGCUCAGGAAAAAAAGGUGAAGAUGGAGGAGAAACGGAAGAAGCUGGCAGCUGCUGCUGCCCUGCUGGAAGGCAGGAACGCCGACGGGUUGGUGUCAGAAUGAGUUUCUGCUUCCAAGUUUUGUUUUGUUUUUUUUCCCUCAGCAGCACGAGGCUCAUUUCUGCAUCAGCAUCUUUCUUUUUGUUCCAGCUCUGCUUUAUCAGUUCUGGAUCGCACCAAGUUAUAAACAACAGCAAUUAAAAUAGAUCUACAGGCUCGAAACUCGAUGAGCGAUUAAAGUAUUGUUAAGCCUGUCGAUGAAAAGCUUGAUAAAUGUCGUUCCUCCCAGUGAGUCGACAAGCCGUGACCACCGCGCAACGCCCUCUCAAGGUGAACGAUGUGAUUGCUCUGCAGUUUCCCGUCAUAUAAGAUGAAGAAGUUGCUUUAUGGCUUCGCUGUGAGGGUGAUCCGCAAGCUGAAAGUAUUGAUCUGGUUAGCCUAUUGACUUUUCCCGGAGUCUUCACAGCUGCUAUAUCAUAAACAGUGCCUCAGAGCACAAUUUUCUACACUGUCCUAAAUCUGCCUCUUUUACUGACUCUCGACCAGCUCUGUAAAACAGGAAAUGGAUGUCUUUAAUUAGUAUUAAACCUGUAGGCCCACCGCCCGUAACUCACAUGGAAGCACUGAUAAGCCAAAUUACUUCAUUUCCUACUUAUAUCUUUCCGAUAACAGUGCCGAGUUUAUAGUGUAUUUCACACUUGACAGGUUUGCUGGAUCAUCUGUUUGUUUCCUACAUGCAGGUUGGUUAUAGCCAGCCGCUUCCAUCCGUGUCCAGUCCUAAUGGGGCUUCUGAAAUUCCUCUCCCCGUCCAGGCCGUUUGUCGUCUACUCCCAGUACAAAGAGGUAAGAUCAUCUGUGGUAUUUACUUGACAACAGUGACGUAAACGCUGCUUAAAUGUCCAUCAGGCAAUGUUUUAUAACCCUACUACAGCAGAGAUCCCAUUUACAGCCACGGUGUUGCCAUGCCUGUCACGUAGCAGAGCUCAUAUAUACACUCUCUGUUGUGCUUAUGCUGCGAAAAAGAUCACUGUGCGAGUGUGUGUCGACUCAUUGACUCCAGCAGUAGCGCCCUUAAUGUUUCCGUUUUCAUUUCUUCUGCCUUCAUCUGUGCAGCCUCUGAUCGAGUGCUACACAAAACUCAAGGAACAAGGAGGCGCGGUGAACAUCAGGCUCACAGACACCUGGCUCAGACAUUAUCAGGUAAAAGUGCAGCUCACCAUCAGCAGGGUAUCAUGAUUGUUUUUGCAGAUACAUUAGAUUUGCAUCAGUCAGUCAUAGGCAUGUGCCGAUAUGAAAAAUUGGAUAUCACGAUAUUGGCGGCCCAAAAUAUCAUGAUUCACGAUAUUAGUGCAUUGCUUUUAACGUUAUUAAAAAUGGCAAAAAAAUGGCAAGAGGCAGCUAACGCGACGUUGGGAGAAUUAGCUCUUUGAAGCUAAAGUUAGCAGAAACGUCACUAACAUUGUCAAUGAUAAGCAGUAGAGUAGGCCAAACUUGUUGCGGUCAUGUUGUUUUUCGCCCAAAUGUUUUAAUAUCGCACAUCACAAUUAAAUCGUAUAUCGGUACAUCCCUAGUCAGUCAUUUUUAUACCACAAAUGGACUACUUGAUGACGUGUUUUGUUAAAGGAGACACUCACAGUGACAACAAACAAAUUAAAUUCUUUAAUUCAAUGGUUCACAUUUUCAUUGCAUUUCUCGAUUUAUUAGAAUAUACCCAAACAUCAAUCGAAAAAGGGAGGCUCUUUGUAGUAACUAUGGCACCGUUGGCAGGCGCCAACUCCAGCUAGAAAAGGAAAUAGGCAUCAUCAUAAAGUUUGUCAGCAGAGAUCAACAUACAGUGCUCUAAAAUCUCCUACUGGAGGGCUGCGUUAACUCUGGACUCAUAAUAACACAGUAGACAAACAGCAGCAGGUGACACGGCACCUCAAACAUCACAGACUGUGAAAACUUUGCUCUGGGCUUCAAACAUCUUGGAUUCUGUGCACCUACCUCACUCUCUCUCCAAACUCUGUGGCCUUGAGUUCCCAACUUUACUUGAAAAGGACUUUAUACUGUUCUAAAAGUUAGAGAUAUGCUGUCAAGUUUUUGGAGCCAAAAUGUUUAAAACUAAAAUUGGAAAUACUAGAAAUAUUUCAGUUUGCAUGUGUGAGUCCAGAGUAUGUUAAAUUCUCCCUUUUUUUAAAUGUCAAAUGGAAAAUAUUAAACUUUUCACUUAAGUCGAUUCCUAUCAGACACUCUGUAUAAAUGCUCAAGUGGCACCUGACUUUCGUGACUUGUACUUGCCAAAUAUGCAAGUAUUUAGACCCACAUAUGCACUAUUAAAAGAAAUGUGAUUUACAUGCAAAUCAGUGAAACUUUGAUGCAUAUUGAAAAAUCAAGGUUUAAAUGUAUUUAUUUCAAGUUUUUUUCUUGCCUUUUAAAGGUGUUUAAUACAAUAUUAAAGAUCUUGUGAGGAACUUUGCCUUGUGGCAUCCCAGAGGCAGUUUGUGCGGGCUCUAACAAUUACUUAGUAAAAAGUACUGGUGUUGUUGCGAAUGGUUUUGUCUGAUUUUUGUUAGUCAUAAAGAGGCAUCACAUAUUUAAAACUAAAAACUCAUGAGUUUAAACUACUUCAUGAAAAUUGUAAUUCAGUUUUUUUAUUUUUUUACAAUUUGUACAAAUACAGCAGAUUAAUAAUAUAACUAAUAUAUCAGAAAAACAACUAAUUCUCAAACUUUAAACAGCAGGAACAAACUUGCUAUAAAUCAUGUAAUUGAUUGACAAAGUUGCAGCUGUUUAAAGCCCCUAAGAGGAACUUUUUGUUAGUGUGGAUUUUGGCGCCCCUCUGUGGACAAAUCAGUCUCAGUAGCAUCUUCUGACUAGAAUUUAAUCCUGCUGGUCAAAUGUAUCGUUUUUGUGAAUAUGGAAUAUAAGAACAAAAGGGUCUGUUUCUUCUCGCACCAGUUUCCAGCAUCAAACAUUAAAGUAUAAAAAAGGUCAGUUAUGGUGCUGUUGAUCUCGUCUGCUUUUCUUCACCAUAACAAGGCAUCAACAUGAGUUUGUCAAUUUCAUAAAUGUCAAAAAAUUCCUCACAGAAGCUUUAAUUUUCUUUAAAACAGUAAACAUUUUAGUCUUUUAGUCUUUUUCUUGAACAUUCGCUGCAGCAACUUUUCUUACAUCCGCUCUUUCAUAACACACUCCCGCACAGCCCACCCUUUUUCGUGUGUGUACUAGGGUCUUCGUGAACUACAGAAACUGCCUGAAACCAGCUAGUUUUCAUACUCUGAGAUCUUCCCCUCACGACCACAGUGUCAUUUCCCCCGGCUCUUCUUGUAGAAUUAACGUCUCCUUGACUGUAUUUGUGUCCCAAGGUGUUGCCUAACAGGACGCAUCCUCUGCUGCUGAUGAGCGGAGGCGGGGGCUACAUCCUCUCAGGAAUGACGGUCGCCGUGGACCGCUCCAAACCUUCAGGCUCCCGGCGAGCUGAGGAACCGGCACCAAAGAGACAGAAACUCACAGACACUGAAGGGUAAACAAACACAGAAGGAGAGAUUCUUCAGAGGGCACAUUACCGACGGCCUGCAGGGGUUUUCCUCCAGCAUCAACUCGUCUGAUUUGACUGAUCGAAACUGACACAUCUGGAAUAAACCAGACAAAAGUGUCUGGUUUGCAUUCAUCAGCACGCUUUUCCCCCGGCUUGUGUAAUCCAGAUCAGUGCAGACUUAAAGUAAUGCUGAGGAGUUAACUGUAAGCCAGUUCAGGCUGUAUGAGCUCAGUGUGUGUGUGCGUGUGUGUAUACGUGUGUUAUGAAAGGAACAGUUAGAAUAAUCUGUUAUGUGUUGAGAGUACAUGUCGGAUUUGAGUUUUAUGCCUCAACAGGUACAAACAAAUUUUUUCGUGAGUAAGCAGUCCCCUGCUUCUAGGUUAUGAUUUUUUAAUUUUGUUAUCCCCACAGUCAGUGCCAUUUGUUACAUGAGCGUCACUGUGGGUUACAUCUGUAUCUGCACAGGAUUAAAAACGCAGAACAAGAGACGCUGUUGUGUGUGUGUGUGUGUGUGUGAACUUGUUUUUUUUCAUCGAGGAAUAAUUUGAGAGAGAUUGGUUUGGUCCCAGAAUAAUUUCUUUUAUUGAGUGCAAACUGAACAAGCUCUGCAGAAGACAGUAUUUCGGAUAAAUUUUCUCUGUUUUAUUUAUAUAUCUAUAUAUAUAUAUAUAAUUUUCAAAGUUGAUCUUACUGUAUAUUUACAAACAUCAAAAUCAUUCCCAUGCAGAUUACUUUGAUAACAUCAAAAUAUCACAAAUACAAUGAUAACCAGGUUGAUAAAGUGGUUUUAGCAAGGCUCCAGA